CACUACCGUAUGACUUAUCGCAACAUGUUCGACUUCUUACCUGACUUCGAUCCUGCAGGUUUCUGGACGGCUUGCACUCUUCUUCUCAUAACUUCCGGCUACGAAUAUCACCGUCAACCCUGGGUGCCCCGCAGAGCAAUGGCAGCUACGAUCUCCGACCGAAUCUACAGAUUUUGCACAGCUCCUACAAGUAUAUCGUCCGAGUUGACAAAGAAUCCAUCUGGGGAGCCUGCUCAUCUUGCCGAAGUGUUAUAUGGUGGUCAGCAUUUUGCCAUCACGGAGCACAAAUCACGCACUCGGCAGCCUGCGAGUGCUGCAGAACUUCAACGUGUACGACAAUGCGGCAACUGGGGCGACAGUGACCCAAGCGAACUGUUUCUACAAUGUUACCACGCUGCUCUCUGCUCGCUCGAACACGAUCCGCUCGCCGGCAUGGUGAGUCCUAGCUUAAUGGGUAGCAGUGGAGUUCUUCCUGUCACAGUGAUUGCUCCACUGCCUGAUAUCUGUCGGCACAUGGCAAAUCUGAUUGUUCGCGCGGAGAAGGACGUAUUCCUGGCGACAAACUUCUGGAUCGCAUCUGGAGCAGCAAGUAUCAUUACAGACGCCAUAAGAGAGUUGUCCAGGCGUGCCGGCGAGCGUGGUGAAAGAAUCGUCAUGAAGAUUAUGUACGACCGCGGAAACAUCAAGCAAGUCGUCGACAAUCACCAGAUGAUGUCGCCAAAGCAGUACACUGCAGAUGCUGUGAAGUUGCCAGCGCCUGAAGAGAUACCACAUAUCGAUAUGGAGGUGCAAAAUUUCCACCGUCCAAUGCUUGGGACCUUUCACUCCAAGUUCAUGGUCGUCGAUCGAAGAAUUGCAGUCGUACAAAGCAACAACAUUCAGGACAACGACAAUCUAGAGAUGAUGACGCAUGUUGAGGGGGCAAUAGUGAACUCGAUUUAUGACACCGCAUUGCUUUCCUGGGCUAGACAUCUCAACCCUCCAUUGCCAUCUCUAGACACUCCAGCAAGCAACAAACACAUAUCAAUGUUCCACAAUCCUGCAUUCCAGGCACUGUUUGACGAGAAUGGCGGUCUACGGGUACACCAAGACAGUCUUCUGAAUAAGAACCUCGACGACUCAAAUAAAGACCUUUCUUUGCCAGAUCGCAGGAACAGAUCGCACGACUCAGACAUUGUUGCUGAGAUUGAGCACAUGCAAGCAAUACUUUCGCCAGGGGAUGGCGAGACACAAAUGGAUGCUGUUACACGGCACCUCAACCUUGCAAAAAAACUGGAUCGUAAAGGCACAGCACCACAAUGCAGAUCAGAAGAUGACAUGAUACCAAUACACCCGCACAAGGCCCAUGCUCCUUUUCCCAUGGCACUUGUCAAUCGACGACCUUGGGGUGCGCCAAACCAUGAGUGUGUCAAUGUUCCGCAGAACGAGGCCUGGUUGGCGGCAAUCCGGAACGCUCAAAAGACGGUCUUUAUCCAGACGCCGAAUCUCAAUGCUUCCCCGCUUGUACCUGCGUUGAAAGAAGCAGCUCGCCGAGGCAUCGAAGUCACCUAUUAUGUCUGUUUGGGUUACAAUGACGCCGGUGAACUCCUGCCGUUUCAAGGUGGCCACAAUGAGAAGAUCGCCAACGAGAUGUACGAGAAUAUGAGUGAAGAGCACAGGAAAAACUUGCGAGUCCAUUACUACGUGGCCAAAGAUCAGAUAAUACCGAUCCAUAACAAGUUUAAGACAAGGAGUUGUCACAUCAAGCUUAUGAUUGUCGACGAUCAUGUCGGUAUACAGGGUAACGGCAACCAAGACACGCAGUCGUGGUUCCAUUCGAUGGAGGUCAACAUCAUGAUCGAUUCCUACCACAUCUGUAGAGAUUGGAAAGAGCAACUUCGGAGAAAUCAGAAUACGCAUCUCUAUGGACUGGCGUCGCAGGAAGACGGAAUAUGGAGGGACGAGGACGGAAAGGAGGUGGAAGGUGCAAUCGGGAAGGACCCAGGGAAGUUCCCCUGGGCUAAAGGGUUAGUCGGUGCGGUGCAGCGCGUCAGAGGUGCUGGCGGAUUUUAGGAUAGCUGAUGGACUUUGAUCUCUCCUAGUGUUUGUCAACUUAGCGUUUCCAUCAGUACUAGGCGCUUCUCUCUUUUAUAUGUACGUCACAUCCCAUUCGAGUCGCCCUAUUA
Messenger RNA from Didymella exigua CBS 183.55, 2165 nucleotides. RefSeq names its product IQ calmodulin-binding domain-containing protein. The coding region runs from base 25 to 2052 and encodes 675 amino acids. Lineage: Eukaryota; Fungi; Ascomycota; Dothideomycetes; Pleosporales; Didymellaceae. The transcript is spliced from 4 exons. Gene Ontology annotation, molecular function: catalytic activity. The record is from RefSeq and is a predicted model, not a curated record.